Messenger RNA from Chenopodium quinoa (quinoa), 909 nucleotides. RefSeq lists its product as uncharacterized. The transcript has a single exon. Bases 1 to 909 code for a protein of 302 amino acids. NCBI's taxonomy places the organism in Eukaryota, Viridiplantae, Streptophyta, Magnoliopsida, Caryophyllales, Amaranthaceae. The record is from RefSeq and is a predicted model, not a curated record.
AUGGAAUUUCCCAUUGUCAAGCGCAUCAAUGAAUGCUUCAUCAAACCAAAGUUAGAACAAUAUUCCAAUGAACCAUAUUUCUUAACUUUAUGGGAUUUAAGAUUGCUUUCUAUUCAUUCCAAUCAAAAAGGUCUUUUAUUCACUAAACCUUCACCAAAAGAUAAUGAGUCUUUCUCAUUUGAUAACCUUUUAGAGAGUCUUAAGGACUCUCUUGCUCUCACCCUUGUCCAUUUCUAUCCCUUAGCCGGUCAGCUCACCACACGAAUCGACGAAGACCAACAAAAAUGUGUGGUCUUCGUCGAUUGUAACAAGGGUCCUGGAGCUCAAUUCCUCCAUGCUACCCUCGAUAUGACCGUGUCCGAUAUACUCUCACCUACCUACAUCCCUAAGGUUGUACACUCGUUAUUCGAUAAUGAUAAGUGUACCGAGGUUAACUUAGAUGGGCGGUCUAGGCCAUUGUUAUCGAUCCAAGUUACCGAGUUGGUAGAUGGUGUAUUCAUAGGCUGCUCCAUGAAUCAUGCAAUUGUUGAUGGAACCUCAUUUUGGCAUUUUUGGAAGGUAUGGUCCGAGAUACACAACGCGAAUUCAAGGCCGAUUUCUAUCUCACGCCCACCGUUACUAAUAGGCAAAGAUUCACCCAUUUUGCUAUCUUUAAACAAUAACGAACUCGAGGAGUUUGUUGUUCGAUACGAACCUCCACCCGAGUUGAUGGAGAGGAUGUUUCAUUUUACGUCACAGUCAAUGAAGAGGCUAAAAGCGAAAGCCAACAAAGAUAGUGUUAACAACGGUAGUGGUGUUAUAAUCUCUUCUUUACAAGCACUUGUCGCGCUUGUUUGGCGUGCAAUAGUUCGAGCUUAUGAACUAGUGUUAUACUACAAAGCAAUAAAACAUAAAUUACUUAUCUCUUGA